CUCUCAGUCUUGCAUCGGACUGGCCUCCCAUUGGCCAUGGGAGAGAGGAGGCGGGUCUCCUUUCCGUCGCCUGGCAUCAUGAUAUCCAGGAACCAGCUUGAGAUUUUUCGGAUGAUACUGUAUCUAACUUUCCCGGUCUCUAUAUUCUGGAUAGCAAAUCAGACAGAAUUUUUUGAAAAAUAUGGAAUCGCAAGCAGCAUCUUUCCACCUCUAAAUGAAGAGCAGAGAAAAGAUCUAGAAGCCUUUAGAAAAAGACUGCGGGAGAUGAAUGAGAAGAAACAGCUGCAGGAGGCUAAAAAAUAAUGGAGUGGUAUUCCACAAUAAAUUCUGUAUUUUGUAUAUAUGUAAUUCUCAAUUGUAUUCUGUAAAUAUCUCAGGCAUUUUUGGGAUAUAAAUGAGAAAAUUUUGAUUUUGUUUCUUCAGUUGUGAUCAGUCUCUUGCAAUGUAUAAUCAUUAAAAUUAAUCACUGACUUGG
Molecule: messenger RNA, 475 nt
Organism: Thamnophis elegans (Western terrestrial garter snake)
Lineage: Eukaryota; Metazoa; Chordata; Lepidosauria; Squamata; Natricidae
Product: protein PET100 homolog, mitochondrial
Exons: 4
Coding region: 37-303 (88 amino acids)
Biological process (GO): mitochondrial respiratory chain complex IV assembly
Cellular component (GO): mitochondrion; mitochondrial inner membrane
Source: RefSeq, a predicted model, not a curated record